GCAGCAGGGCCCUGAGGCUGUAACUUCCGAGGCCCAAACAGGAAGAGUGACCUCUGAGCCAACAGAGGCAUCAGUGGCCUUGGCGGUCCAGCCUGGGGGCCUCCGGCAGCCUUUGUGGGGCGAGCGCGCGAGCUGUGGCCAGGCCAGGAGGACAGACUGGAGGGUCCUGCAGACUCUCCAGGGACUUCGGACAGCACCUGGCACCGAGUACCUGCUCACUGAAUGAUGGACGGACGCAUGGAUGAUGGACGGACGGAGGGACGGAUGGACGGAUGGAUGGACAGACCCUGAAGACAAUGUGGGUCACCUACUUUGUCCUCGGACGGCGACCUCUCAUCUGCCGUGACUCAGUCCCAUCUGCUCCCUGCCCCCCAGGCCCUAAACGUCCAGUCCUGUGCUGUGGCCCGCUAACAAGGACACGAGCUGGGUGUCCUGCCAAGAGUGUGCGCCCUGCCUCGCCUCCCGUCUGGCUCACCCGCCCUGGGCCACAGGCAAAAGCCUCUGUGUCGCUUUUUAAUGGUCUGCUCUGUCUGCCUGGCUUCGCACUAGCAGCCGGCCGGCCUGGCUGCUGAGCGGCCGCGUCGGUCAUUAAGGCAGCGGGUCGCCCGCAGAGCUGGACAGCUUCCUGCUGCCCUGGGGAGCCAGCCAGAGCCUGCGACCUGCCCAGUUCUGGGAGGAGGCACUGCUGGGGGCCCGGGAGCCACACAGAGCUGCACUUUCAGUGGUUUUGCUCCGCGUCCCCUUCGCUGCAGAUUCAAACCAACUGUGUCACUGCCCAGGUGGCCCGGGUCCCCCGGGGUGGGGAGGGGGAAUGGCUUCCCUGCACGCCUGUCUGGGGGUGCCUGCCCCCUUCCCACAGCCUUCCCCACUGCCCCUCCUGGCAAUGUCACAGGGAGGCCCGCCCUGUGUCCCCUGGCAUGGGCCUGGGAGGGGACCCUGAAACGCCAGCCCCCGUGGGGGCAGUGGUGGGUCUGCCCGCACAUUGGAGCCAGGCAGGGUCACCCAGAUUCCUGGGCUGCUUCCCAGGACCCUGCGGGGGCCUGGAGGGGCUGCACCUUCCCAGCUGUUUCCUGUGACUCCCGGGGACGGACCUGUAGCGGGGCAGGAGUGGGGCGGCUUCAAGCAGGGGCGCCGCGGUCUGGUGCAGAGGCCCACCCCCCGGGAAAGCGCAGUGCUGGCCGCCCGUCGUGCUGCGGGUGCUAUCCUGAGCUCCUUAGCUGUCUGAGUCACUUCAAGGGCAGGGCCUGCAAUCCAGAGGCACGGGGAUGUUAGGCAACUUGUCCAAGGUCACACAGGAGCUGGACUGGAAGCCCAGUGCUGCCUGCCCAAUAAGCACGGUGAUAGGAUGGGCAGUGACAGGUGCACUUUAGCAGUCCAGGAGGACUGCUCGGAGGUGGUGACAGAGAGGAGAGGCCUGCAGAGCUCCUCUCCAGUGAGAGACCCAGGGUCCCCCACUGGUCAACGGGGCGGGUCCACGGAAGGGCCCCAGCUUGUCUGAGCAGGGACAGCAUGGAGACAUCAAGCUCCAAAGUGAUAGCCCCACGGGGCGACAAGGGGAGACUGCCCUGGGCAAGUCCGGGGACACGGGCCCCGUCUGGGGCUUUCCUGAACAUCUUCUUCCCAAGGACGAGUCGGCCUCGGGAAGAAGAUGUUGGCCGCCUCUACUGCCGGCCGGCCCUGGCCCUGGCUCCGGCUGGGCUGUGCUGCUGCGUCCAGCGUUCAGGUGCCGGAGCCCACGGAGCGCACGGCCCGCCUCAGGCCACCCCCAGCGAAAGGUCUGCCCCAUCCGAAGCCCUCCGCACACGGAGAGGCCAGGUGGUCCUGCUACGCUGCCCGCACAGAACAGAUCGAACUCUGGCCGUCCGCUUCUCCUGCCCGGAGGGACCAGUGUCCACACCUCCUGUACGUGUCCACGUGUCCACGAGUGUCCAAGCCACUGAGCCUCCAGUGUGCAAGCGCGGAGAUGGCCACGACCAUGGGCCACCGAUGCAGGGCUUAAAACAAUCGAAAUCUGUUCCCGGGCUACCUGGAGGCCAGAAGUCUGAGAGCAAAGCAUCGGGGCUGUGCUCCCUCCGUGGCUCUCGGGCCAUCAGCGUCCCCCGCGGGGGUCACACUGAUCCAGCUCCUUGCUGACCUCGAGGCCCCUCUGUGCGGGCUGCUAUCCUGGGAGGGCACGUGUGAAAGGGUACGGCCCGGGAGCCCCACCAGCUGUGCCGGGGGUGCAAGGGGUGGGGGUGGGACUCUGGCUUCCUCUGUCCACCAGGGUAGGGCACAGUCACCCCCGACCUCCCCACCCUGCGGAGAUGAGGCCAGCCGGAGACCCGGUGGUGUGUCUCCAGCAGUGUCCCCCUCUGACUGCUGCCCCCGUGGCACCCCGUAGGUCUUCCUGGUUGCUCCCUCUGCACAGGGACACGUCACGUGGUUUCUGGCUGGGCCAGGACUUUAGCAGGGUAGAAGCAGAGGGAGAUAGAAAUGUCACCCGUGGCUCGGCGGGGCUCCGGGUCCCUUUCAUGGUCCCCGCGGUCCCUGUGCUUCCAACUUGUGAACCGGCCCCCACUUCACCUCGGUGCCUCCCCCCUCUUGGCACAGCCGUGUGUGCACGUGCGCGUGUGCGCACAUGUGUUUUUGCAUGCCUGUGUGCGUGUGUGUAUGUGUGUGCAAGGCGUGGCUCCCGAGUCCAGCAGGCUCCACUCCACCCGGGCAGCUGUGAGGCUCCCAAACCUUCUCCAUACACCCUGGGGGAGGGGCGCACGCCCAGAUACACAGGCGUGCACACACCUCACAUGUGCACACGGGGACGCACGCAUCACACACACGCACACACGACCAGGUGGUCAGAGCGAACAGCUCUCCCCGACCAGGGUCCCACACUCGGACAGGGGUCCUGCCAUCCACGCUGCGGGCUGCUCUGGGGAGGGCACUGUGAGGUGUAUGUGUGGGGCCCCCCAAAGUGUCAGGCGGUCUCGGCACCCCCCAGGGCCCCCGCACGCUGUGCCGGUACCACGCAGACAGUGUGGAGUAGCACGGUGUCCCCAGAGCCCCGGAAGCUGGGGGGGAUCUCAGAGCCCCUCUCCGCCCCCCCACCUGGCCUUCCCUACCGAUGGGUCCCCGAGGGAGCCAGCGCGGGCUCUGGACUUGCCCUGCCUCACCCAGGCCUGGAGCGGUGAGUCCCCACACACCCUGACGUCAGCCUGGCCUUCCGGACAGGAAACCCGCAGCAUCCGGAGAGUCCGUCCACGGGCCGGGCCGCUGCUGUACCAGGAACGCUGCAUCUCUGGACGAGGGGGGCUGAGAUGGCUCCGUCCGCCCCACGAAAUCUCAGAGCAGCCCCCUUCCCUCCCUCAAUGGGCAGCCAACAUUCUGGUUCUGUCGGAGGGACCACCCCCAGCAAGGGCAGAGCUGGGGCGACCUGGGACGAUAUGACCCCUCCCUCUCCCCGGGGACCAAGGUUGGGUCAGUGUCAGGCCAGGCAGGGCAGGGAGCGACCCCUCCCACCCCCUAAUUUUGAACCAGGCUUCAAGCAGGCACUCAGCUAAGGUCCUGGUCCUUCGGGUCCUUUGGGAACCAUCACCUGGGGUGUGACCGACCUCCGUGCCCGGCUCUGUUGUUUACGGGAACUCACAGGACCUCGCUGGGCACAGACCUGUGUUCGGAGCCCACCCUGUUCUCUUGGGAAGUGCCCACUUUGAGGAUCGGGGAGACCGUGGGUGUGAGUGUCCUCUCCGGGCUGUUUGUAAGCACAGACCAGAGCGGAGGGAGCAGGCACUCAGCGGGCCAGGUUCAGGCCCUGGAUCUUCUGGCUCCUGGUGGCCGCUUCCCUGUAACCGUAUGGGUGGGGACUCCAGGCCCCUCUGACCUUGAUGCCCAGUAGCACCUCAUCACCCUGUGCGCUGGGCUAUAUGGCUUCCUGGGCUCUGCCCCGGCGGACCUCAGGGGAGGCGCUGAGGGGGAGGCUCAAGCUGCUUCUUUGCGAGCGAGGGCCCCGAUUUUGUAGGGCGUCUGGGGCCUGGAUGCCAGCAGCAUGGCUGCUCACCGUCUGAUCAGCUCAAUGUGGAGCCUCAGUUUCCUUUUCUGCAACGUCAGUCACACGCGCACGGAGCUCUGGUUGGAAGGCUCGGCGGACGGCAGGCGCGGACAAUAAAACACCAGCCGUCCAGCAAUACGGGAAGACGUCCAGAACAAAAGCAGAGACGACCUUCGGCUCCAUCAGCAUCAGACAUCGGUUCUAAAAAAUCCCCGAGUCUUCCCUUCCAGCUUACCUCAUAUCAUAGAAUAUGAUCACGGUUGGGAGCUGCUGUCCUUCGUAACUGUCCUUUAGGAAAUCUGGACUGUUCUCCGAGUUUUCCGAUCGUAGAUGUGUAACAACUGUCAUUAAUAAGUCUUAAAAGAACAUGUGCGUUUGCAAGGUAAUUUCCUGAGGCUAAAUUUUCA
Messenger RNA from Mustela lutreola (European mink), 4431 nucleotides. RefSeq lists its product as uncharacterized. The transcript has 2 exons. Bases 2473 to 3423 code for a protein of 316 amino acids. The record is from RefSeq and is a predicted model, not a curated record. Lineage: Eukaryota; Metazoa; Chordata; Mammalia; Carnivora; Mustelidae.